Molecule: messenger RNA, 657 nt
Organism: Lolium perenne
Lineage: Eukaryota; Viridiplantae; Streptophyta; Magnoliopsida; Poales; Poaceae
Cellular component (GO): chloroplast
Source: RefSeq, a predicted model, not a curated record
UGUUAUCUCGAGUCGUACGUUCCCUAUCGCCAAGAAAGCUUGUGGUUUUGGGGAGAGAAGCCGCAGGAGGAGAUGGGCAACGCCGCGAGCGGGCCGGAGCAGGCGAAGAAGGCGGAGGCCGACGGCGGCGCGGAGGGCGGAGGCCCGCCGUCGACGGUGCGGUUCUUCCCCAGCGCCGCGCAGCACACGGCGAGGCAGCCUCCGCCGAUAAAGCUGGAGGAGGAGGACGUGCCGCCGCCGCCCGGCACCGCGGGCGAGGAGGCGGAGGACAUGGCCCCCCGCAACCUCUGGCAGGUGUACGCCCUCGGAGCAUUCAUCGUCCUGCGAUGGGGCUGGGCCAAGUGGAAGGAGAGCAAGGACAGGGACGACUCCGCGGAUGGCCAGUCGCCUGAUGGCUCGUCCUAGGUUUUGUUAGCUCCUGAUGCAAGGAGAACUGGGCUCUGCUUCCCGUAUGAAUGGUUACUGGUCUUGUGAUUCACCUCCGUUAGAUGGAUGUCCAUGGACUUGCUUUCAAGGGCAAUGGCGGUGACGAGCUGAUGAUGUUGUAGUAUGGCUACAUCAACGUGAUGAGAUUCUCUUCCCUUCACUGUCGCCUUGUAGGAACUGGAUAAUGUGUGUUUGCGCAUAAUUUCGCAAGAAGCGUACUGUUAGUAAGUA